Messenger RNA from Microcebus murinus (gray mouse lemur), 3705 nucleotides. It is a transcript of the gene GPALPP1, whose product is annotated as GPALPP motifs containing 1. Lineage: Eukaryota; Metazoa; Chordata; Mammalia; Primates; Cheirogaleidae. The record is from RefSeq and is a predicted model, not a curated record.
UCAUUGACCGGCGCCGGAAAAACUUCCCGCCCUCGCGGCGGAUCGCGGGAUGGUUUCAGAGUAAAUUUGACGUGCGUGGAGAGAUUUGUAUCCGUGACCAGCGUCCGCCUCCGCGGAUGGCAAGGGACCUGAUUGGACCGGCGCUGCCGCCUGGCUUCAAGGCCCGCGGGACAGCAGAGGACGAGGAGCGGGACCCCAGCCCAGUUGCAGGACCAGCUCUGCCCCCUAAUUAUAAAAGUAGUAGUUCAGACUCAUCAGACAGCGAUGAGGACAGUAGUUCUUUAUAUGAAGAAGGAAAUCAAGAAUCUGAAGAAGAUGACCCUGGUCCAACUGCAAGAAAGCAGAGAAGAAAUCAGGAUGACGAUGACGAUGAUGGGUUUUUUGGACCAGCCCUUCCUCCAGGAUUUAAGAAGCAGGAUGAUUCUCCUCCAAGGCCUAUAAUAGGCCCUGCAUUGCCACCUGGUUUCCUUAAAUCUACACAGAAAAGUGACAAGGGCAGAGAUGAUCCAGGACAACAGGAAACAGAUAGUGAAGAUGAGGACAUUGUUGGACCAAUGCCUGCAAAAGGACCAGUUAACUACAGUGUAACAACAGAGUUUGAAAAAAGGGCCCAGAGAAUGAAAGAAAAACUGACUAAAGGAGAUAAUGAUUCAUCUAAACCAAUUGUAAGAGAGUCAUGGAUGACAGAGCUUCCUCCAGAAAUGAAAGACUUUGGUCUUGGGCCAAGAACUUUUAAGAGAAGAGCUGAUGACAAAUCUGGAGAUCGCUCAAUCUGGACAGACACUCCAGCUGACAGGGAAAGGAAAGCUAAGGAAACACAAGAAGCACGGAAGUCAUUCAAUAAGAAGGAUGAAGAACAUAUAUUGUCAGGAAGAGAUAAGAGAUUGGCUGAGCAGAUAUCCUCAUAUAAUGAAUCAAAAAGAUCAGAAUCUCUUAUGGACAUUCAUCAUAAAAAAUUAAAGAGUAAGGCUGCUGAAGAUAAAAAUAAGCCUCAAGAGAGAAUACCAUUUGACCGCGAUAAGGAUCUCAAGGUUAAUCGGUUUGAUGAAGCUCAGAAAAAAGCCCUAAUAAAGAAAUCUAGAGAACUAAACACCAGAUUUUCACAUGGCAAAGGCAAUAUGUUUUUAUAAGGGGAUUUCCCUGUGCAAUGAAGAAAAGUUGAAGAAUACUCUUUUGUCUGUCUAUCCACCUUUAUUCCUUGUUUCUUAAGAUUAGAGAUUACUUUAAUCUUAAAAACUAUACAAAUUUACCUUGCUCUAUGUGUCCUUUAAGGUCAUGUGGAAACAUAAAAUUCAUGUUAGUUAUGUAGAAUAGGAUAUUUUGUGUGCCUUUGGCUUAUGAGGAAGUAUGGUCUUUCCUUCAAAUAAUUAUUUUGAGGGUCCCCCUGAUCUUUGUGGUAUCUCACAAAUGCCCUCUAAGAUGUGGUCAGGACUAUCCUCUGAAUCUCUAUCACAGCCUGGACCUCCUCGUCAAAUAUACUUAACCUGUCUGAGAGUAAGUGUGUCAAGUCCUUGAAUUUCAGAUUGGUUGGUUUUUCCCUCUAAACUGCAGCCAGUGAAUACAAAUUUAUGUGAAAAUAGAGGGUGUGGAGUUUUGUCUUUUUUGUUAUUAGUUUGCUUGUUUUUAGCACUCAGGGCUUUUUAUUUGUUUGUUUUUUGGGGGGUUUUUUAAGUCAAAAAGAGAGCUCUCUGGGAUGUCUCAUAUGCUAAGGAAAAGCUUUUGAUUUUUCUAACUUUAAUGAUAAGUAUUUCUAGGGGAGGCAAUCUGAAGGACAAGGUAAUGCCAUUAACUGUUAACAGUAUGAAAUCUUUUAAGACUCAGUCUCUAUGAUCUCAACCAAAGCUUUCUGAAGUCCUAGAACUUUGCUUUGAGAUGGUCUUACUUUACCCAUUUAUAUACUGUACUUAACAAUUUGUAGCUGAUUUAUUGGGGUCAGGUCUUUUAUUUAUUUUUUUUUUUUAUUUUUUUUUUUAUUUUUUUCUUCGAAAUUCCUCUUCUGUCAUAUGGGUCAGGUCUUUUAUAUCAAUCAUGAACAGCCUUUUUUAAGAAAUCAGACUAAUAAAUCCCUGAAUACAGAAAUGGAAAUGGAAAAUCUGUCAUCAUAGCCACCCUAAUUGGUAGCAUUAUGUUUGUAAUGUUUUAAACACUGCCUCUUUUUUUUUUUAAUUUUUAUUUUUUUAUUUAUUUUUUUUUUUGCAACUAGGUGUGGCUAUAAACACUGCCUCUUCAGGAGGAUCGCUUGAGCCCAGGAGUUUGAGGUUGCUGUGAGCUAGGCUGACGCUACGGCACUCACUCUAGCCUGGGCAACAAAAGUGAGACUCUGUCUCAAAAAAAAAAAAAAAAAAAACCACUGCCUCUUAAGAUGUCAAACAGAAACUUCUAUUUAAACUAUUAAACCAUUGUUAAAUAAAGCCUAAAGGCAAAUUCUGUAAGUUAUAUUUUCUUUCAGAUUAAUCCCAAUUAUUAGUGCUAGUUCUGUGUUCUAGUUUUGAUGAAGCACAAGGUUUUAAUGGAAAAAGAUUCUGAUUCCCAAUUCAUGUAAACUUUAUGAAAGUGAGUAACCCAUUCAAAUGAUGGUACAAAUUAUUCUUCUUUUAAUAAUAGCAGUGCAGUGUAUUUUUUCAUGACAUCAGUAUAAACUGUAGCCUACUAAAGGAGCAUUGCUAUUAAGAUGAAUAAUUAAUUCUCUUAAGCAAAUUGAAAAGCUUCUUGUCUAAGCAGAAUUGAAUAUAGCUACCUUUUAACUAAAGAUGUCAUUUUUAAUGGGUAAUAUUUUCUGACCACAAAACUUUGUACAAGAGUAUCUCCAUUGUGUUCAUUUAAUUUUGCUAUAAAUUUUUUCCACUGAAAGGAAAAAAUGUUUUCUAGUUUAUCAUCCUUAUAUAAAUUCCUAACAUAUAUUUUUGAGAAAUUGGUAUUUUUUUAAAGUAAAAAUGUCAUCUUUGGAUGCUUAUUUUUGCUUUAAUUUCCUCAUCUGAAAAGGGUAGGGAUAUUUCUGUGUUACAUAUUUAUCGUUUCUUCCCUCACCUUUGUAGUGUCCAUAACCUUGGCAUAAAGGAAAGAAAUCUCUGCUUUCUUCCUGGUACUUGCAGGAUCUACUGCCUUAGAGCUAAUGAUCUUUUAUGCCAAGCUGAAGACAAUUUUAACAAAAUUUAAGGCCAGCUCCAGAGUUUUUUUUUUUUUGCCCCAUGGAAAGAAUAAUCCCAAUCCAAGAACACUGACAACAAAAGAGCAAAGUAGCUAUUUGCACAGAAUGGAAAGGCACUCUUCACUUCAUCCCCUUCCCUCUUCCAGCUGCAAAAGGCCUAAUUGAAUCAAGUCUCCCAUGCAUUGGGCAGAAAGCUGGGAUUGUGGAUGUUUUCAUAAUGAGAACUUUUUAAUUUCCUACAUAGGAAUGUGACCUUUCUUAAAAUUUAAAAAUUAAGAGGAAUAAAAGCAAUACUAAGUUGAUACUUUAACGUUCUUACCUUUGAAGGUAACAUUUAAGUUCAUUGUGCCUGAAGUUACAUGAUUUUGUCCAGCUCUCUAAAUUACCAUCUCAGAUAGGUUUAGAUGCUUCAAAUAGUAAACACAUUACUGGUAAGUAAAUGGUGGGGUUAUGGCAUUUAGCAGGUGGGGAAAUAGGAAGGGGAAUGAAAGGUGAGAGAUCUUGGCUACCCCCAUGAUAAGACUGCCUUAUCAGAUAACUUCAACCUUUUUUGUAUU